Molecule: messenger RNA, 10807 nt
Organism: Pantherophis guttatus
Lineage: Eukaryota; Metazoa; Chordata; Lepidosauria; Squamata; Colubridae
Source: RefSeq, a predicted model, not a curated record
UCGGUCCAGCGGCAGCGCGAGGAAGGAGGAGGAGGAGGAGGAAGAGGAGGAGGAGGAGAGGAAGCGAAAUGAAGGGGCCGAGGAGGAAACCCAAAAGAGUUCGCUUGAAAAAGAGCGAGGCAGAGUUCUGAAGGCAGCGCCGGCAGCGGAGUUUGCUCGCUCUCCAUCCUCGCUUCUUCUUCUUCUUCUUUUUUUUUCCUCCUUCUUGGUUCUUUUUCUUUUCCUUUCCUUUCCUUUCUUUCUUUCUUUUGGCCUGGCCAAACAACUAGCCUAACCUUAAACCACCUUCAGGCUUUUCUCCUGCCUUCUUUUUCACCCUUCCUCCUUUUCUUUCUUUUUUUCUUUCUUUCUCUUCUUCUUCUUCUUCCUUUCUCUAGCUCUCCCUCUCUCUCCCUCUCUUCUCUUUCACCUUGGUGCCCGAUCCCCUGGGCGCACGAUCCCGGUGUCCGAUCACCUGGGAAGAGGAGGAGGAGGAGGAGGAGGAGGUCACCCCUGAGCAUCACAGGCGACAAGAUUUUCCAGCUCAAUUCCCAAAGCCGGGAAGGACUCUCUCUCUCUCUCUCUCUUUCUCUCUCUUUUUGCCUUGCCUGAAUGUGAUUUGCACCUGGCCGCAAAGGGGGGACGCGCCUCACUUUGCUUUCUCCGGGUACCUUAGCCAGCCCAUCACCUGUCACCUGUCAGGGGAGUGUGAAGCCGGCGGAGCGAGAAUGUAUCAGGGCCACAUGCAGGCAGUAGGUGAGACCUUGAAGAAAAAGUGGCUGUGGCUUCAAAAAUGCAAGCUGAUCUUUGCAGUGGGGAAAGGCUCUAGGGCGGCAGAUAAGGCUGUUGCCAUGGUGAUGAAGGAGAUACCGAGGGAGGAGUCUCCGGAGGAAAAACCCCUCCUUACUAUGAAAUCACAGCUUGUGAAUGAGCAACAAGAAAGCCGGCCCCUGCUGAGUCCUUCUAUAGAUGACUUUCUUUGCGAAACCAAAUCAGAAGCCAUUGCACGUCCGGUGACAUCAAAUACAGCAGUUCUUUCAACAGGUCUGGAUCUCCUCGACCUCAGUGAACCUGUUUCCCAAACUCAAAGCAAAGUGAAGAAGCGGGAGAAUUCCUCAAGAGGGGAGAGUUUGAAAGGAUCGACCCUCAGAAGGAAGACUGACAAACCAGACCUUAUCUGUGUGGACACCGAACAGAAGAUCCAACCACUCAAGGUUCCAGAGAAAUCAUUGGAUUUAGUCAAUAUCCAGGCUCAACUAGAAAAAUGGGAUGAAGUUAAGCAUCGUGGAGAAAAAGCUGGCAAAGGUUCUUCAGGUGCUGAGAGAAAAUCAUCAUCUUCUAAAGCUCCAUCAAAAGAAUUUGUGUGGUUGGCAGAAAACAGGUCCCAGCCUGAACUGGCCACCAGUAAAACCACAUUAGAAUCUAUUUCAACCACGGAUUUAGAAUUAGCCCCCGCACCAAAGGGCCGGUCAACCAAAGAGCAAUGUUGGGGAAGACCACUCCUGUCCCGAAAUCAUUCCAUGGAAGAGGAAUUUGAACGCGCUAAAGCUGCCGUUGAGUCAGACACAGAGUUUUGGGACAAAAUGCAGGCAGAGUGGGAAGAAAUGGCUCGCAGAAAGUGGAUUUCAGACAGCCAAGAAACACGAGGACAAGUGGCUGUCUCCAUUAAUGAGAAGGGUUAUUACUUCCACACUGAAAAUCCCUUCAAAGAUUGGCCUGGUGCUUUUGAAGAGGGACUAAAAAAAUUGAGGGAAGGAGACUUGCCGCUCACCAUCCUAUACUUGGAGGCAGCUAUUCUCCAAGACCCACAUGAUGCUGAGGCCUGGCAGUUUCUUGGAAUAACCCAAGCAGAAAAUGAAAAUGAACAGGGAGCCAUAGUUGCCCUCCAACGGUGCUUAGAGCUUCAGCCAAACAAUUUGAAAGCUCUCAUGGCCUUAGCCGUGAGCUUCACAAACACUGGCCACCAGCAGGAGGCCUGUGAAGUCUUAAGAGGCUGGAUCAAACAGAAUCCCAAGUACAGAUUCCUCUUCAGAAGCAAGAAAGGCUCUCCAGCGUUGCCCAGGAGGAUGUCAAAGACAGCCGAUGAAAGUUCCCUGCUGGAAGAAGUGAAGGAGUUAUUUCUUGAAGGAGCUCAUCAUAAUGGCGAAUUGAUUGACCCAGACUUACAGACGGGACUUGGAGUGCUCUUUCAUCUGAAUGGGGAAUUUAACAGAGCAAUAGAUGCAUUCAAUGCUGCCCUCACUGUGCGCCCAGAGGAUUAUUCGUUGUGGAACCGUCUAGGUGCAACCUUAGCAAAUGGUGAUCGAAGCGAGGAAGCGGUAGAAGCCUACACUCGAGCAUUAGAGAUUCAACCUGGCUUUAUCAGGUCUAGAUACAAUUUAGGAAUCAGCUGCAUCAACCUAGGUGCAUAUAGAGAGGCGGUAAGCAACUUCCUCACAGCUCUCAAUCUGCAACGAAAGAGUCGGAAUCAGCAACAGGUGUCUCAGCCGGUAAUUUCAGGUAAUAUUUGGGCUGCUCUCCGGAUUGCGUUGUCUAUGAUGGAUCAGCCAGAACUCUUUCAGGCCGCUAAUGUGGGUGAUUUGGAUGUGCUAUUAAAAGCGUUCAACAUCGAGUCUUAACUACAAUCCCUCUCGGUCUUUCUCGCUCACAUCUUCCAAAUGAAUCGUAUAAAGGCUCUCCCAUAAGAGAAAAUGUCCUUGCCCUGGCAGCCUGAAUAACAACAACCCCAACAGAAAUGAUUUGGACUUCUUUCAAUCGUGAAGGACCAGCAGAUCCCAUCAGAUCUUCAGUGGGGAUGGAAGGAAAAAAGACGUUCAUAAGCACAACAUUUUGUAAAUACCCACCGGAUGGGGCUUGGAUGUUCGUGACGGAAUUAGGAGAGGAACAGCUAUCUUGAUAACCUAACAUCACUUUGAGAAACAACCUUGCUUGCAUGUUCUCUACAACAUCCAUAGGUACAAAGAAAGGAAGGUUGCCUUACCAUGCUACAGAGACUCAAGAGCACAUAAACCAGGAACAAAGGGCAAGUUUUCUUUAAAGACUUCUUCUAGGCCACCGGAUUUGCUGCCCUUGACCCAGCGCAUCAGUGGGGAAAAUGGGUAACUCAAGGUUUCAUUUCCCACAGAUGUGAUCUUCAGUAUAUGUGCAUGUUAGAUAGCUGUGUUUUCUCCAUCACUGUAUUCAACUGGCAGGUACUUAGGGAUUUCAAUUAUAUUAGCCGAAUUUUUAUUCUGAAAGCUGUUACCCCUGUUUACCCCGUCACACAGAGUUCUCGCGCAAUUCCAACCCGAUUUGUGCAUGUCAAAUGAUAUCUAUCAGGGCUGUGUGUCAUGCAAUUGUAAAACCGCUAUUUGCACUAGAUGUCGGGGUACUUAUGAGUAGGGCUGGACCCUUAGACAGGUAUCUGGGUGACCUCUGCCCCCUUUUGUCUUUCUAGAUCCAAACACCACACAUUGUGACAUUUGACACACUAGCUCAGGGGUGGGCAAAUGUGGCUCUUUUACAACCUGUGGACUUCAACUCCCAGAAUUCCUGAGACAGCCAAGUAAAAGGGCCACAAUUGCCCACCCCUGCACUAGCUUAUUUCAGAAUAUUAGCUUUCAACCAUCCGUUUUAGGUGUUUCUGAAAUGCACUGAAAUAUUGGGCUGGAUGUCACUUGUUACUAAAAACGCCAGAAUGUACAGGUAAUCCUCGACUUCCGACCACAAUUGAACUCAAAAUUCCUGUUGUGAAGUGAGACAUUUGUUAAGUGAGUCUUGCCCACAUUUUACGACCUUUCUUGCCACCGUUAUUAAGUGACUCGCUGCAGUUGGUAAGUUAGAAACCCGAUUGUUAAAUGAAUCUGGUUUCCCCAUUGAUUUUGCCAGUCAAAUGAUUGCAAAAUCAUACAAUGAUUGCAUGAUCUUGUGACACAACAACGGUCAUAAAUACGAGCCAAUUACCAAGCAUCUGAAUUCUGAUCACAUGAUCACGGUACAAAGGUUGUAACUGUGAAACGUGGUCAUAAAGUCCCAUUUUCCAGUGCCAUUGGAACUUUGAAGGGUCACUAAACGAAAUGUUGUAAGUCAAGGACUACCUGUAAUUGGAAUCGGUUCAAGAUGGCUCCCAUCCCCAAAGCGGCCAGAGAGAGUUUCAUGCAGUUGCUAGGCAACAGCAAUGUGCUUCCUUCAAUGAACAGCCCAACGCUGUUGGCCACAGGCAUGGUGAAAAGCAAACAGGAGUUUUUAGCAGCUGGCUGCAUUAUGUCUCAGCAGGUAUCUGGCCAUUGUAUCUGCUGAACCUUGUUUUGAGCAGAGCUCACAAGUUAGAUAGAAUUUAUAAAACUUGCACUUUAAUCUAGCUUUCUUGUUUUUCUUUUAAAGGAAGACCACAUGCCGUGCUUUCAGCCCCUCAAAAGAUGUGGACGUGGUUGCAUUGGCCUAAACCAAGGUUUCCUAGCUUUAAAGGGGUGUGGACUUCAACUCCCAGAAUUCCCCAGUCAGUCAACUCUGGGAGUUGAAGCCCACGCUGCUUAAAGUUGCCAAGUUUGGGAAAGCACAAGAAGAAGGCUACCUUUAAAAAAAAUAAAUAAAUAGAAGUUACACAAUUACAGUGGAGCAUUGAGAUCACAUGGAUGGCAAAUAUUGGCAAGGAGAGAAGGCACUACAGUUCCUUCGCCUAUUUCAAGAAAAUGUGGAUAUGGGCGCAUCAUUGUCUGAAGUGGUGUAGGGUUUCCUGCCUAAGCAGGGGGUUGGACUAGAAGACCUCCAAGGUCCCUUCCAACUCUGUUAUUCUAUAUUCUUGCUUUGGCAAACAAAGCAACUCCCAUUCCACCCCACUUUUCUAUUGCUGUAAUAAAAAGUUGCAGAUGGAAUGCAAAAUUGCUUUCCACCCUUGAGAGAAAUGUGGCCAAAUCUUUUGGCCAAUGCCAAAGGGAGGUUAAAAAAUACAUCACCACCACCCACGUCCACUAGGGAAAAUGCCAAUUGAGCUUCCCUUACACACAAAUGCAGGAGUUUGCAAUCUGUUGGCUCCAGGUACCUCAAGACAAUAAAGUGCCUCAUGAAGAAAAAAAAAAUCCCCUUAAUUCAUCGACAAAGGGUCACGUGUGGAUGGAAGAGUACCAUUGGUGGGAUUUUUCCGCAUGUUCUGGAUGGAGAAAGAGUGAUUGGGCUCUUCCAGAGGUGGUAUUCAGCCGGUUCAGACUGGUUCGGGUGAACCGUUUGCAGAAAUCACUGCAAACCCGGCCUGACUCUAUGCUGUCCUAUUUAGGCAUGUUUUUGAGGCUGGGUGCAUGCACGGAAGAUGCGCGCCCGAGCAAAGUGCAUGCGCUCACAUUUUCAGUGCUGGGUGAACCAGUAGGUAAAUUAUGUAAAUUCCACCUCUGGGCUCUUCCAAUAGGGUUUUCCAUUUCUGUGUUCAUUUUACAGGCUUUGUGGGGCUUCAAAUGCUGGGGAAACAUGCUGUCCAUUUUCAACAAUGCUCAGAGGCAGAAAUGGGGUGGAAUCAGAGGUGGGUUUCAGCAGGUUCUGACCAGUUCUGGAGAACCGGUAGCGGAAAUUUUGAGUCGGUUGGAGAACCGGUAAAUACCACCUCUGACUGGCCCCGCUCCCAUCUAUUCUCUGCCUCCCGAGUCCCAGCUGAUCGGGAGGAAAUGGGGAUUUUGCAGUAUCCUUCCCCUGGAGUGGGGUGGGAAUGGAGAUUUUACAGUAUCCUUCCCCUGCCACACCCACCAAGCCAUGCCAUGCCUACCAGGCCACGCCCACAGAACCGGUAGUAAAAAAAAUUGAAACCCACCAUUGGAUGGGAUGUAGUCUAAAUUUGCAGGAGGGAGGGGCUCUUUCCCAAAGAACAAAGAGACAGCAGGGCUUGGAAUCUUUGGUGUGAAGGUAACAGUUAUACAAAUACAGGUAUUCCUCGACUUAGCACCACAGUUGAGCCCAAAAUUUAUGUCACCAAGUGAACAUUUGUUAAGCGAGUUUUGCCCCAUUUUUACCACUUUUGUUGCCACUCUUGUUAAGUGAAUCAUUGCAAUCGUUCAGUUACUAACAUGGCUGUUAUCUGAAUCUGGCUUCCCCGUUGACUUUGCUUGUCAGAUGGUCGCAAAAGCAGGUCAUGUGACCCCUGGACACUGCAAUGGUCAUAGCAAUAGCAAUAGCAAUAGCACUUAGACUUAUAUACCGCUUCACAGUGCUUUUACAGCCUUCUCUAAGCGGUUUACAGAGUCAGCAUAUUUGCCCCCAACAAUCUGGGUCCUCAUUUUUACCCAUCUCGGAAGGAUGGAAGGCUGAGUCAACCUUGAGCCUGGUGAGAUUCAACCUGCCAAAUUGCAGGCAGCUGGCAGUCAGCAGAAGUAGCCUGCAGUACUGCAACUCUAACCACUGCGCCGUAGCAGUCAUAAAUAUGAACCGGUUGCCAAGCAUCUGAAUUUCGAUCACGUGACCAUGGGGAUGCUGCAGUGGUUGUAAGGUGUGAAAAACGGUCGCAAGUCACUUUUUCCAGUGCCGUUGUAACUUUGAACGGUCACUAAAUGAACUCUUGUAAGUCGAGGACUACCUGUCGUUGAUGGAGUCUGGAAACUGAAAUAUCGGACACCAAGAACACAUGUGGAGUCGUUUCUGAGGAGUUUCUCUAUUGUUGUUCCACCAAUAGACAGAAAUCUUGCCGUAGACUAUUAUAACUAUUAGAUAUCUCAAGGGUUGCCGCAAAGAAGAGGGAGUCAACCCAUUCUCCAAAGCACUUAAAAGCAGAGCAUGAAACAACGGAUGGAAACUAACCAACCUAGAGAUAAGGAGAAGUUUCCUCACAGAACAAUUAAUCAAUGGAACGGCUUGCCUUUAGAAGUUGUGGAUGCUCCAUCACUGGAGGUUUUUUAAAAAGAGAUUGGACAACCAUUUCUCCGAAAUGCUACCUCUUUGAAUAGGGGAUUGGACUAGAAGACCCCCAAGGACUCUUCCAAUUCUGUUAUUCUGUUACCCUAACCCUAACCCUAACUCUGUGAACUGCUAGGGAGAGCCACCUUCACCCUCUUCCUGCCUACCAGACAUUCCUAGCUCCAUUGCCCCCUGGGAAAGAGCCUCUUGCUCCUGCAAUUCUCCUGCAACUCCCAUCCACCACAGGAUAUCAGAUUAAAAACAUACAUACAUACGGUACAUACAUACAUACAGAGGUGGGAUUCACUUACCUUCCCUACCAGUUCGCAAAUGUGAGCGCAUGCGCCACCACUGCAUGUGCACAGCCUUCUGGGUAUAUGCAGUAGUCGCGCAUUGCGUCCAGGCGGGUGGACGGAGCCUCCCGCAGUCACCGCUACUGGUCUGCGCGAUUCGGACAGAACCGGCUGAAUCCCAUCACUGCAUAUAUACAUACUGCAUAUUACCUGUAUCUUCAGAUGAAAGCAAAUAUCUGGGAUCUCUUUUGUUAACUCUUACAACUGUCCACUCUUAUUUCUGAACGUGGAUCCACAGAUGGAUUUGCCAGGCUUCCCACCAGCCCGAAAUCAAAGGUAUUUUCAGCACAUGCCCACAAAGGAAGGCUAUUCAGUUCUAAUAACCAGGGACCUUAGCAGACGCAAUAACUUUUAGAUGUAAAUGCUGCAAUCCAUCUUGCCAUUUCCCUCACCCCUCCCCACCCUCUCCAGUGAGGUUAUAAAGCUACCAGUGCAUAUCUAUUGGAAAAUGCCAUUUAUUUUUAUGGCGAGUGAGCAAAAGACCUCUCUCCUGACUCUCUGAUGGCUCUCCGAGAGUCGAGAGAUGCAACAGUUCAUUAGCAGGACUGAAAUAACUACAUUAUAUUGUUUCAUAGGAGACUGGAAUGUCAAUGUAAUGGGAUGAAUAGUACCUUAAGGGAGGGAGGAGAAAAGGAUCUUUGAUGAGAUGGCUGCCUAUGCGACCGAAUAUUUCAUGUGGCUGCUCUCUCCUUUUUUAAAUGUUCAGUCAGGACUGACUGUGGAUUGCAUUGGGACUUGCUUGCUGGACCUUGUUGGUGGCUAAAAUGUGGUAGCAUGACGUGCAACACUUAGCUCUGCCACCAAAAUGGUCUACCAUGUGUCAAGGUUAUUCUGUUCUCUUCUCUUUCCACGAGAGUCUAGCAAGGUGCUUUCCCUGUUGCUCAUGAGUGGUGCAACAACAUCAGUGAAAUCAGUGGUGGGAUUCAAAUAAUUCAACAACCAGCUCUCUGCCCUAAUGAUUGGCUGGGUGGACGUGGCCAUGGUGGGCAUGGCCAGGGGGUGUGACAGGCAGCACUUGGCCUCAUGUACCCCCCCGGAAGCAAAAAUGGGCCGCGUGGGGGGGACGCACCACACUCCCCCCCGGUGCCCCGUUUUGGGCCUAGUAGCCCUCCCUGCACUUACCUGGGAGCCAAAACGGGGCAUGUAGGGACUUCUGGAAGGGGUGGGGUGGGGAAGGGCUGGGCCAGCUAGCAAUUUAACAACCUUUUCGGCCAAAAUGCUGCGAACCGGUUGAAUCCCACCACUGAGUGAAAUGGUUCAGGAUUAUAGGAUGGAGAAGGAAUUCAACCCAGCAUCUUCAAAGUGGUACCCGCUGCUGCCUGACCUUCUUCCCAUUGCUUGGGCAGACCCCUUUUUUAUUUUAAUUUCUUUCUUUUUUUAUUUUAAUGUUCCAGCUUUCCCCUUGCAGAUACAAUAAACCUUCAAUGUACUGGACUUCUUCCGUCGAGUGGAUGUUGGAUCUAACAGACCAACGAUCUCUCCUCCAUUUUAUGCAUGCGGACUUCCAUUUAACAAAAACCCACUGGCCAUUUUACACAUGCAUCCAAUAUUAUUAGCUAAGGGUAAAAUCACAUUUGUCCUUUAGGAGCCAUUUUGGUCUUAUGGGUUCUCUUUGCCCCUUUUAAAUUUAAUCAUGGUUUUUUACAGUCCCCUGACAUUUCUGUUUUUAUCUAAAGAUAUAGCUAGAUCCACUUAAGUUAGCAAAUAUACCAUCUCGUUACCAUUCUUCUUUUCCCUUAUUAUAUAUUUGUGUGUGUGCUUGCGUAUGUGUGCAUGUAUGUGUGUGUGUGAGAGAGAGAGUGUCUGAUCUUAUAGAGGUAAAAAUGUGUGCGAAAGAGAUAAUUUUUUUAAAACAGAAUAUAGACUCUCAGGUACCAGUACACUGCAUGUAGCCAUAUUUAACCUGGCAAAUGCUACGGCUGGCUUAAUCAGUCCCUGAGCGAACAACAUUAGUAAGCAACAGUUUUCUUAGGGCAUGUAGGUCGUUUUGGAUCUUUUCUCUCCAGCCUCAAAAUGUCUUAGAACUGCUAGGACCUCUGAGUUUUGCCCCGUUUUACAACCUUCCUUGCCACAGUUGUUAAUUGAAUCACUGCAGGGGUUAAGUUAGUAGCACCGUUGUUAAGUGAAUCUGGCUUCCCCGUUGAUUUUGCUUGACAGAAGGUCCCAAAAGGUGAUCGCAGGACCCUUGGACACUGCAGGCGUCAUAAAUAUGAGUCAGUUGCCAAGCGUCCGAAUUUUUUUCACAUGACCGUGGUGCAGUCGUAAGUGUGAAAACGGUUCUAAAUGUUUUUUUAAAAAAUGGUUGUAAGUCACUUUUUUAGUGCUGUUGCAAGUUUGAACAGUCACUAAAUGAAUCGUUGUAAGUCAAGAGCUUCCUGUGCAUCCAUCUUUCCUGCCAGGGAAGACGUAUCAUUAAAACAUGAAAUUUUUAGCAGCUAUGGGUGGAUGAGAAGCAUGAAGACGAUAAUGUAACAAUCACCAUGUUCCCAAGUGUGGGAGAAGAUAAAAUACCAAUAGCUGACGCAGAUGGAACAACCCAAAUAUAUUCAUGUCACACAAUGGAUGUAAUGAAGAGACGUUGAUUUGAUCUCUAUUUUUAUAACCUGGAAAUUGGCUCAAUCAGAUAACUCCUUAGCUGAAAUUUAUCUUGACUCCGUAGCUGAAAUUUAUCUUGAGGUUUUAGGGUAGAUCAGUGGUUCUCAACCUUUUCUUCACCAUGGACACCCCUCCCCCCUUGAAAUACCUUUUGGGACCAUGGACCAUGGCCACAGACUCCCAAGACUUAACUCAAGAUUUAAAUCACAAUAUUUUUUUCAAACUUUUGCAGACCCCGUGACAUUGCGGCCUUCCAGGGUCUGCAGACCAGAGGUUGAGAACCAGGGGUGGGCUGCUGGGGGUUCGCAGGGGUUCGGGAGAACCUCUAGCUAAGAUUCUGUACAGUUCGGAGAACCCCCAAAUCCCACUCCUGGUUUGCCCCACCCGCCCCACCCCACCCUUCCCAGGAGUCCCCAUGUGGCCCAUUUUGGAUGCAGGGCGCGUGCGGAGGCUCGAGGAGGGCAAAAAAUGGGCCUAACGGAGCCUGGGGAGGCCGUUUUCACCCUCCUGGAAGCUCAAGGAAAGCCUCCGGAGCCCGGGGAGGACAAAAAUGCCCCCCCCUUGCCAUGGUGGAGGAAGCCGACUAGGCCACACCCACCAUGGCCACACCCACCCAGCAACCGGGUAGAGAACCCCUUCCUAAAAUUUUUGAAGCCCACUCCUGUUGAGAACCACUGGGGUAGACCAUUUCUAGAAAGCCAACUAUCUCUCUUCAAGGAUGCAGAUCUGUCGAUUCACAAAGAAAACGAGAGAGAGCAAAACGUACUGUGUAGUAGCAGCUUCCCUGAUUUAGUCUCCCCUAAAAUCCCAGCAUCUGUAACUAGCAGAUUAACUGACCAUAUUCCUUGGGAAUGAUGGGAGUUAAUUCUAGCAACUCUGAAAGGCAUCCAAGGUUGGAAAAGGUUACGCUACAGACAAGACAAUCUCUUACGUGUGUGAAGAGUAUUCAGUGAAGUGUGAAACUUCAUUGAAAGAAGUCCCAAAGGUGCUUUUUCAGGAGGCAACUGGACUUUCUUUCUUUUUUUCCU